Molecule: messenger RNA, 8273 nt
Organism: Mauremys mutica (yellowpond turtle)
Lineage: Eukaryota; Metazoa; Chordata; Testudines; Geoemydidae
Product: IgGFc-binding protein-like
Exons: 19
Coding region: 1-7905 (2634 amino acids)
Molecular function (GO): protein binding
Source: RefSeq, a predicted model, not a curated record
AUGCUCUGUCUCUCCCAGGUGGAUGGGGUGUCCCACAACCUGCCUGUGAUCGUUGCCGAUGGGCAGCUCUGGGCGUAUCAACACGGCGUGAAUGUCCUGGUGCAAGCUGACUUUGGCCUCACCGUGAGCUACGACCUGGUUUACCAGGCCAGAGUCACAGUCCCGGGUAGCUACCAUGGCCGGAUGUGCGGCCUGUGCGGGAACUACAAAGGGCAGCAAGAUGACGAGUUCCUGCUCCCCGAUGGCAGGGUGGCCCCCGACACUGCAUCCUUCGGGUCUGCCUGGGAAGUUCAGAUCCCAGAAGCCUCCUGUACAGACAGAUGUGCUGGGAACAGCUGUCCGGUCUGCGAGGAGGAGAGGAAAGAUGUCUUCAAAGCGCACAACUACUGCGGGUUGCUCACAGCCUCUGAUGGCCCUUUUGCCACCUGCCACGGCACGGUCAGCCCCAACGUGUAUUUCAACAACUGCCUGUAUGAUCUGUGCCUGGGCAAUGGGGACUCCCAGGUCCUGUGCCAGAGCAUCCACAGCUACGUGACAGCCUGCCAAGAGGCCGGGGCCCCCAUCCAGCCCUGGAGGAACACCACCUUCUGCUCUCUGACCUGCCCAGCCAACAGCCACUACGAGGUCUGUACCAACAUCUGCACCACCACCUGCACUGGAGAUAUCAUGGACUGCCCAGAGACCUGUGCUGAAGGCUGCCAGUGUGACGAGGGCUUCUUCUUCGACGGCCAGGGCUGCGUGACUCUGGAGAGCUGUGGAUGCUUCAAGCAUGGGAGAUACUACAAGCCCAGGGAGACCGUCCUGACAAAUGAAUGCCAGCAGAGCUGCACCUGCGUUUCCGCCCGAGGGGUGACCUGCAAAGCCCACAGCUGCACCAGAGAAGAAACUUGCCAGAUCAGAGAUGGUAUCAUGGGCUGCAUCAGCAAAGAUCCCUGCAAAACCCUGAAAUGCCAGAUCAAGGAGACAUGCAAAAUUGAAGAUGGCCAAGAGUCAUGUGUUCCUGCCUACACUGGAAUCUGUCUGGGCUCAGGGGAUGCACAGUACCAAACUUUUGAUGGCCUGAAGUUUGACUUGCAGGGCAUUUGCAAGUACACCAUCGCUAAGUACUGUGGCAGCGACCCUACCCUGGAGCCCUUCACCAUUAAUGAGAAGAACGACAACAGGGGGAACCAGGAAAUCUCCUUUUGGCAGGUGACCAAUAUCUAUGUCUACGGGUACAACAUCUCCAUCUACAAGAGGGAAGUUGGCAAAGUCCGGCUGAACAGUGUGAUCACCAGUCUCCCAGUGACGCUGAAAGACGGUAAAAUCAAACUGUACCAGAAAGCUCUCACCACCGUCCUGCAGACGGACUUCGGCCUCCAGAUCACAUAUGACAAAAAUUGGCACGUAGCGAUCACCCUCCCCAGCAGCUAUUAUGGGGCCACAUGCGGCCUAUGUGGGAACUUCAACCAGAAUCCAGAUGAUGACAUGAUGUCAUCCAAAGGCACCAGCAUCUCCUCCAUCAUGGACUGGGCUGCCAGUUGGAAAGUCCAAGACCGGGACCCCUUUUGCUGGGAUUAUUGCCAAGAGACUUGCCCAGUGUGUGAUGAGAGCAAGAGAGCUCUGUAUGGGGAUGACAGUCACUGUGGGGUGAUCAGUAAAGCACCGGGAGGGCCCUUCAGAGAGUGUCACUCCAGGGUGAGCGCUGAUGACUUCUUUGACAGCUGCAUCUAUGACAUGUGUCUGAAUGAGGGGGACAAGAGCAUUCUGUGUGAGGCGCUGGAGGCCUAUGCAAAUGCCUGCCGGAGGCAUGGGGUCUCUGUCGAUGACUGGAGGACGCCAUCCAGUUGUGAUGCCUGCAAAGCUCUGAAAUGCCGGACCAAAGAGACAUGCCGGACUGAGGAUGGCCACACAUCAUGUAUUCCUGACUACAUGGGAACCUGCUUGGGCUCAGGGGAAAUGCACUACCAAACUUUUGAUGGUCUGAAGUUUGACUUCGAAGGCACCUGCACCUACACCCUGGCCAAAUACUGUGGGAGCGACACCUCCCUGGAGCCUUUCACCAUUGAUGAGAAGAACGCCAAUAAGGGGAGCCAGGAUAUCUCCUUUCUGCGACUGACCAACGUCUACAUAUAUGGGUACAACAUCUCCAUGUACAAGAGGGAAGUUGGCAAAGUCCGGCUAAACGGUGUGAUCACCAAUCUCCCGGUGACGCUGAAAGACGGUAAAAUCAGACUAUACCAGAAAGGCCUCAGCACCGUCAUGCAGACGGACGUUGGCCUCCGGGUGGGGUACAACAAGAACUGGCAUCUGGAAAUCACCCUCCCCAGCAGCUAUUAUGGUGCCAUGUGCGGUCUUUGUGGGAACUUCAACCAGAACCCAGAAGACGACAUGAUGUCCUCCAACGGCAUCAAAGUCUCCUCCAUCGUGGGCUGGGCUUCCAGUUGGAAAGUCCAAGACCGGGACCCCUUUUGCUGGGAUUAUUGCCAAGAGACUUGCCCAGUGUGUGAUGAGAGCAAGAGAGAGCUGUAUGGGGAUGACAGUCACUGUGGGGUGAUCAGUAAAGCACCGGAAGGGCCCUUUAGAGACUGUCACUCCAGGGUGAGCCCCGACGACGUCUUUGACAACUGCAUCUACAACGUGUGUCUGAAUGAGGGGAAGAAGACCAUUCUGUGUGAGGCGCUGGAGGCGUACGCAGACACCUGCGGGGACCAUGGAGUCACUGUCUCUGACUGGAGGACGCCGUCCAGCUGUGAUGAAUUUGGAGGUUGGCAUUCUGUCGAAGCAGGUGGCAAUGAAACUAAUCCGACAGUUUACCCUGUUGAUGGAGGAGAUGAUGCCUGCAAAGCUCUGAAAUGCCGGACCAAAGAGACAUGCCGGACUGAGGAUGGCCACAAAUCAUGUAUUCCUGACUACAUGGGAACUUGCUUGGGCUCAGGGGAAAUGAACUACCAAACUUUUGAUGGUCUGAAGUUUGACUUCCAGGGCACCUGCACCUACACCCUGGCCAAAUACUGUGGGAGUGACGCCACCCUGGAGCCUUUCACCAUUGAUGAGAAGAACGCCAAUAGGGAGAGUCAGGAUAUCUCCUUUCUGCGAGUGACCAACAUCUACAUCUAUGGGUACAACAUCUCCAUGUACAAGAGGGAAGUUGGCAAAGUCCGGCUAAACGGUGUGAUCACCAGUCUCCCGGUGACACUGAAAGACGGUAAAAUCAGACUAUACCAGAAAGGCCUCAGCACCGUCAUGCAGACGGACGUUGGCCUCCGGGUGGGGUACAACAAGAACUGGCAUCUGGAAAUCACCCUCCCCAGCAGCUAUUAUGGUGCCAUGUGUGGUCUUUGUGGGAACUUCAACCAGAACCCAGAAGACGACAUGAUGUCCUCCAACGGCAUCAAAGUCUCCUCCAUCGUGGGCUGGGCUUCCAGUUGGAAAGUCCAAGACCGGGACCCCUUUUGCUGGGAUUAUUGCCAAGAGACUUGCCCAAUGUGUGAUGAGAGCAAGAGAGAGCUGUAUGGGGAUGACAGUCACUGUGGAGUGAUCAGUAAAGCACCGGAAGGGCCCUUUAGAGACUGUCACUCCAGGGUGAGCCCCAAUGACGUCUUUGACAACUGCAUCUACAACGUGUGUCUGAAUGAGGGGAAGAAGACCAAUCUGUGUGAGGCGCUGGAGGCGUACGCAGACACCUGCGGGGACCAUGGAGUCACUGUCUCUGACUGGAGGACGCCGUCCAGCUGUGAUGAAUUUGGAGGUUGGCAUUCUGUCGAAGCAGGUGGCAAUGAGACUAAUCCGACAGUUUACCCUGUUGAUGGAGGAGAUGAAACCUGCCAAACCCUGAAAUGCCAGACCAAGGAGACGUGCAAGACACAGGAUGGUCACGCAACCUGUGUUCCCGACUACGUGGGAACUUGCUGGGGCUGGGGGGACCCGCAUUAUCACACCUUUGAUGGCCUGAAGUUUGACUUCCAGGGCACCUGCACCUACACCAUCGCCAAGUAUUGUGGGACCGACCGCUCCCUGGAGCCCUUUACCAUCGAUGAGAAGAAUGAUAACAGGGGCAGCCAGGCCAUCUCCUUUCUACGAGUGACCAACAUCUAUGUCUAUGGGUACAACAUCUCCAUCUACAAGAGGGAAGUUGGCAAAGUCCGGCUAAACGGCGUCAUCACCAGUCUCCCAGUGACACUCUCAGACGGUAAAAUCAGAGUGUACCAGAGCGGCUUCCGCGCCAUCCUGCAGACAGACUUUGGUCUCCAGGUGGCAUACAACUGGGACUGGCAUCUGGUGAUCACCCUCCCCAGCAGCUAUUAUGGGGCCACGUGUGGCCUAUGUGGGAACUUCAACCAGAACCCUGAAGAUGACAUGACAUCAGCCAGCGGCACCAGAGUCUCCUCCAUCGUGGGCUGGGCUGCUAGUUGGAAAGUCCAAGACCAGGAUCCUUUUUGCUGGGAUUCCUGCCAAGAGAACUGCCUGACAUGUGAUGAGAGCACAAGGAAGCUGUACGGGGGCGACAGUCACUGUGGGUUGAUCAGCAAAGCACCGAGAGGGCCCUUCAGAGAGUGUCACUCCAGAGUGAACUCCAGUGAGUUCUUUGAUAGCUGCAUCUAUGACGUGUGUCUGAAUAGGGGCGCUACGAGAAUCUUGUGCCAGGCGCUGGAGGCCUAUGCAGCAAGCUGCAGAGACCAUGGGGUUACCGUCUAUGACUGGAGGAUGCCAUCUGGCUGCGCCCUGCCCUGCCCUGAGAACAGCCACUACGAGGCCUGUGGAAACGCCUGCCCAGCCAGCUGCUCUGACCGAACUGCCCCCUCCUCCUGCCGGGAGCCCUGCGUGGAGACCUGCCAGUGUAAUGAUGGUUACGUCCUCAGCACUGACAAGUGCAUCCCCCUGGCGAGCUGUGGCUGUGACUACAAAGGCCGCUACUACAAACCCAGUGAGGAGUUCUGGGCCGAUGAGAACUGCCAGUCUCGGUGCAGGUGUGACCCCAGCCUGGGCACAGUGGUUUGCAGGAAGACCAGUUGCAAGGCCAAAGAAAGAUGCUCCAUGGUCAAUGGGAUCCGUGGCUGCCAUGCGAUCAGCUACUCCACCUGCAUAGGUACUGGAGACCCUCACUACACCACCUUUGAUGGGAAAAAGUAUGAUUUUAUGGGCACCUGCAUCUACCAGUUUGCGGCUCUCUGCUCCGAGGACCCCACACUCACCCCGUUCAAUGUCAAAGUGGAGAACAACAACCGAGGCAGCAAGGCCGUGUCCUUCACCAAAACAGUGACCUUAGAGGUCUACAACGUGACCAUCAGCUUGAGCCAGGAACAUCCACGCAAGAUCCAGGUCAAUGGUGUCUUUGUGGCCCUGCCCUUCUCCCAUCAGCACAAGUUCAAGGCCUACAUCAGUGGAGUCCAUGGCUUUAUCCAGACUAAUUUCGACCUGAGAGUGAGCUUUGACUGGUACAGGUACGCCAGGGUCAUCAUACCCAAUACGUAUGCCAACGCAGUCUGCGGUCUCUGUGGCAAUGCCAAUCAGGACCCCAGCGAUGAUCUGACCAUGAAGAAUGGAACUCAGACAUCUGAUGAGAUUCAGUUCGCCGACAGCUGGAAGCUUGGUGACAUCCCAGGGUGCUCGUCUAGCUGCACUGGGGACUGCUCAUUCUGCAGCGAGGCUCAGAAACAAACUUACAAGGGAGACCAGUACUGUGGAGUCCUCACCCAACAGAACGAGACAUUCAGACAGUGCCACGGGGCCAUCGACCCAGCUCCCUUCUUUGAUGAUUGUGUCUUUGACACCUGCCAGUACAAGGGUCAUCGUGACACUCUGUGCAGCGCAAUCAGUGCCUAUGUGACAGCCUGCCAGGCCAGGGGCAUCCGGAUAGGGCAGUGGAGAUCGGCCUCAUUCUGCAGACUGACCUGCCCCCUUAACUCUCACUACGAACUCUGUGGAAUCAGCUGCCCUUCCAACUGCAACAACCUGUGGGCUCUAGAUCGGUGUGAGGAGCCCUGUGCCGAAGGGUGUUUCUGUGAUGCUGGAUUCACCCUGAGUGGUGACAAGUGCAUCCCCGUCACGCAGUGUGGUUGUGUUCACCAGGCCAUGUAUUACAAGAAGGGAGAGGAGUUCUACCCCAGCGCCUCCUGCCAGGAACGCUGCCUGUGCAAAGACAAUGGGAUCGUUGCAUGCCAGGAGGCCUCCUGUGGAGCCAAUGAGGAGUGCAGGGUGAAGAACGGAGUCCUGGGCUGCCAUGCCACAGGAUAUGGAACAUGCGUCACAUCCAGCGGACCUCACUACAUCUCCUUUGACGGACGGGCCUUUGACUUCCAGGGCUCCUGCACUUACACCUUAGCCAAGGUGUGCAGCAGAGACUCUGGACUGGGAAACUUCUCCGUGGUGGUGGAGAAUGAGAGCCCUGGCAGUGGCCACAUGGCUGUGACAAGGACGGUGGUGGUGUCCCUGCAUGAUUACACCAUCACCAUAGAGAAGGGGAGGAAGUGGACGGUUGUGGUGGGUGGUGAGUUCUACACCCUACCGCUGACUAUGGACAAUGGGAAACUUUGGAUCAACCAAGAGGGGAACAACAUCAUUGUCCAGUCAGCCUCUGGCCUUGAAGUCUUUUACGACACUGCCUCCAACCUCCUACUGUCCGUCCCCAGCACUUAUAAGGGACAUGUGUGCGGCUUGUGUGGCAACUUUAACGAUGACAAGAACGAUGAUUUCCUACUGCCCGGUGUGAAGAGUACCCAGAGUGUGGAUGAAUUUGUUGCCUUCUGGAAGGUGCCUGUUGAGGAUGCCAUAUGCUCUGAUGGCUGUGGUGAGAAGUGCCCCAUCUGUGAUGCAGCCCAGACAGCGCCGUACCAGACUGAGAGCUCCUGUGGGCUGAUCACAGCCAACUUGGGUCCCUUUAGAGACUGUCACUCAAUAGUCAGUCCUGUUGAGUAUUUCAACCACUGUCUCUAUGACAUGUGUGCCACCAACGGAAGGGGAGAGACCCUCUGCCAGAGCCUGCAGGCCUAUGUGGCCACGUGCCAGGCAGCUGGGGCCAAGAUCGAGACCUGGAGAACUGCCUCCUUCUGCCCCCUUGCCUGCCCGGCUAACAGCCACUAUGAGCUGUGUACCAGAUCCUGCGAUUUCACCUGUGCCAGCUUGUUUGCCCCUGCCCAGUGCACCGGGAAGUGCUUUGAAGGCUGCUGGUGUGAUCCAGAAUAUGUGUCCGAUGGGGAGGCAUGCGUCUCCAUGGACAGGUGUGGCUGUGUGCACAAUGGACGCUACAUCAAGGCCGGGGAGAGCUUUGUCUCCAGCAACUGUUCCGAGAAAUGCACUUGCCACGCUUCAGGCGAGGUCAUCUGUGAAGAAACAAACUGUUCCGAAGAGGAGAAAUGCAUGCUCAGGAAUGGGGUGCGCAGCUGCGUGAAGCAGGUGGGCCGGUGCACACUGGCCCAAGGAAUAUGGUUCACCUCCUUUGAUGGUGUCAAGAGGGAAGUCCUCCUUGAUGGGCCCUACGAGGUGUCUUCCCUCUGUGAAGGGGUCGACCUCCCCUGGUUCCGGAUGGUGGUCAGUGUGUUCAGAGAAGGUGGCGUGGCCGUUCCUGAUGGCAUCUCCGUUUUCUUCGAGGAGGAUCUGAUCCAUGUCAAUAAGAAAAAGGAGAUUUGGGUGAGAGGGUACCAAAGGCAGCUCCCAGUGAAUGUAUCCGAAACCUUGUCUGUCAGUGAGUCUCAGGGCACCAUCAUGAUUGUCCAGGGCUCUAGAAUAAAGAUUCUGUUCAGCCCGAGCGGGGAGGUGACGGUGACAGUCAACGAGAGCCUGGCUAACAAGCUGUGUGCACCUUGUGGGAACUUCAAUGGCGACAUCUCCGACGACCUGCGGCUGCCCAGCGGGCAGGUUUUGGGGAACAUCACGGACGUGUUUGAAGCUUGGAGGGCACGAGAACUCUCAAGAGGUGAUCUUUAAAAGCCACCUGAGCUGCGGUGGAUCCCACCCCAUUUCCCUUCCCUGCAUUGGACUGGGCUGGCCAGUUACUCCGUAACAGGUCAUAGCUUAGCACACAAACGUGUGUUCCUUCACGUAGGGUGCUCCAGGGAUGAGCACCUGUGAACUCAUUGCAGAUGAGUUCAGUGGUGCCGGGUGCAUGACGGAAAAUCUCAUCUGGACUUGUCAAUAGAGACGUUUGCAAAGGUGUGUCUGAAGCAGCUGGCUCUGGCAUGCCUCGGGAACUGGCUUUCGUGUUCCGCUUGGAUCUGACUGUGCUAAGGUCCCUUCACACCACCCUUUAAGGCCUCUUUAUGCUGCCAAAGUGGAAUAAAGGAGCCUCAGCAUAA